Messenger RNA from Hirsutella rhossiliensis, 1821 nucleotides. Its product is annotated as Arrestin-lik. The coding region runs from base 1 to 1821 and encodes 606 amino acids. The record is from RefSeq and is a predicted model, not a curated record. The transcript has 3 exons. NCBI's taxonomy places the organism in Eukaryota, Fungi, Ascomycota, Sordariomycetes, Hypocreales, Ophiocordycipitaceae.
AUGGAGGAUCAGCGCAGGCCGAGUCAUGCCGCGGGAUAUCCAGCCUCGGCCGACACCAAGCGCGGCGGCAACUUGGCUGCCGCCGACACCGAGGGCGGCAGGGCACUGGCUGCCGCAAGGCGUGCCCAGCGCCGUCUCGGCCUCAGGGAAAAGCCAGCGCGCACCAAGAGAAAUCCGGCCUCUGCCGACAGUAGAGGCCGCCGGUCCUUCGCCGCCGCCGACGAGAAGUUCGGACGUUCCGCGGGACAUUCGGCCACAGCCGACAUGGAGGGCCGCCGGCCCUUCGCCGCCGACGAGAAGGAAAAGCCAGCGCGCACCGAGGGAAAUCCGGCCUCUGCCGACGGUGGAGGCCGCCGGGCCUUCGCCGCCGCCGACGAGAAGUUCGGACGUUCCGCGGGAUAUUCGGCCACAACCGACUUGAGGGCCGCCGGCCCUUCGCCGCCGUCAAGCGGGACUAGCUCGGCCGUAGUCUCGAUCGGAAGCCAGCACUCGCCGCGAGCCAUCCAGUCCCGGCCGGCCAGCAGGGCCGAGAUCCCCGCCACAACCCCGGCCGCAGCCGGGCUGCUUGUUGGCGGCAGAGAUAGCGCCUCGGCAGGUAGAUCGGCGAUAAGACGGCAGGCGAGGGAAGAGCAGAAGAGGAAACGCCAUCUUAGUAGUGGGCAGGCCGAGCGGAAACGCGCCCGGGUCGGUGAAAGGGUGCCGAGACCAAGGGAGCUGCAGGCCGAGGACCUAGCCAGCGCGCUGCGGCACCUCGACGAGGAGUUCGAGGCGGGCGAGAGGCUGGCCAACGAGCAGACGUGGUGUGCGCCGGUGCCGCGCGAGAGGCAGGUGAGGACGGUGCGGAAGUUCUACCGGGCGUUCCACGACGCUGGCACGCUGCCGAUCGCGACCUGCACGCUAUGCUACCGGAAGCGGGCCAAGGGGGAGCUGAGGGAGAUGGCGUGGGAGGGGUGGGAGGGGUGGUCGCGGAGCGGUGUUGCGGGGGGCGGGCGGUCCCCGUUCGGGUGCCAAGCCUGCUUCCCGGAGGGCAGGCCGGUGGCGGUCUGCGCAGAGUGCGCGCGAUGGGCCGGGCGUGAGGGGGCGUCGCCGGCCAUGCACCUCCAUGGGCGGCUCGGCUGCGAGCACGCGUACCCCGACGAGCUAAAGGACCUCACGCCGCUCGAGGAGAAGCUCAUCUCGCUCAACUCGUGCUACGGCUUCGUGACGAAGUAUAGCAUCCCCGGCGGCCAGAGGCAGAGCGUGAGGUACCCGAGGCACGUCAAGGGCCAUAUCACGGUGUUCCCGAACGACGUGCAGGGCCUGGCUGCAAAGGUGCUCCCGCACCCGCUGGUCCGGGUCAUGGACGAGAUCCACGUCUCGUGGCAGGGCGCUGAGAGGCCCGGGCCGCGGGACCUAUCAGGCCUGCUGUCGGUAAGGCGGUCGGCGGUCGAGAGGGCGCUGGCCUGGCUCAAGGAGAACAACCCGCUCUACGGCGAGGUCGAGAUCGACGCGGCGGAGAUAGCCAGCUGGGGCGCCGCCGCACGGGUGCCGCCGGUGGUGUGCGAGCGGCUGGAGCGAAACGAGCCGUCGGCGCGGGAGAGGACGCAGACGGCGCAGGUGGUGCCGCCGUCGGAGCGGGCCAUGGACGACGGAGGCGCGGCCGAGAUCGAGGAAAUCCUCGCGAUGCUAAGGCAGGGCCAGGACCCCGCCGAGGGGAGCCGCGACGUCGGGCUCACGUGCGAGGACGACGACAGGGACGGCGCUAGGCCCGAAGAGGACGGGGACGUAAUCAAUGAGGUACCAUGCCCCACCCCCCUUUCGGUAACACCCACCUUUCGGUAG